Molecule: messenger RNA, 5940 nt
Organism: Strongylocentrotus purpuratus (purple sea urchin)
Lineage: Eukaryota; Metazoa; Echinodermata; Echinoidea; Camarodonta; Strongylocentrotidae
Exons: 1
Coding region: 603-2702 (699 amino acids)
Source: RefSeq, a predicted model, not a curated record
GCACCAUAAGGAGCUUAUCGAAAAGGGGGUAACAAGAUUGUUUCUUCGAGCGUUUCGCGAUGAGUAAUACUUUGCUGACUUAACCGUGCGCUUUAUAAUGACCCGCCGAGGGUGAAAUAAAUCAUUAAGCCAUUUUGCUCAGCUCUCGUCGGUGGAAGCACACGCUGUUCUCAUUAACUCCCCGCACAUUUGAGGCGACAGGGACCUUUUCAGAAAUAUUGUCAAGCGUCAGGAAACUAUCUCAGAGACAUUUUCUUCACAUUGUGUAUAGUUUGUACAGAAUUCGAUUUGGAGCGGUUUCGUUUGUGUUCCGGAGAAGAUAACAAGUGCUGGAUUUUAUCUUAAGAGUUUUGGGAGGACUUGUACAUGAUUCGCUCUCUAGAAAAACGAUCAUUUUACCGAUGAGAAUAAAUUUGAAGCAGGACAAUUACUGUUGAAGCUGGAAGUGUUGAAGUGUGCACUUUAUUCCUGAAUCAAAGAGUUUUAUUUCUGUGUUUCCUCCUGGAUUUACUGGAGAAAACUUAGACUAUUUCAACCGGGAGGCGGGAUUUCAAUAUUGUGCUAAUUUUGACGAACUUGGAAAAUACUUUGAGGAACCAACCAUGAUUACCAAACUCGCUGCUCAUGCAGCGCUUUACAUCACGGCGCUUUAUUUCUCACUCUACGCUGUAACAAGUGGGAAUGCUCAGUGUGUCGAGAAUGGAAUAAGUACAAAUAUUAGCAGCGAGCUAGUUAUAACAGGAGGGAGUGUGUCCCUUUCCUGCUAUGUGUCGGGUGCUAAUGGACAAACGAUAUCGUGGGUGAGCCCCGCUGACGAUCUCCUCUCCGUUGACGCCGCCAUUUCAGCGAGCGCCGUGUCGAGGUUUACGAUCAGCGCCAAUAAUGCGAACCCGGACUGCGGGGUCUAUAACCUGACCAUCACGAACUUGACCAUGGCCGAUGCGGGAACGUACUCCUGCCGACCGACGACGGGUAUGAACCCGAUAUCGACCGAGAUCGUUUCUUUCGGAUACGAGCCGGCGUCGACCUAUCCGGAGUGUCGGGUGACGGGAGGUAGUACCCUUGUGAUGGCUGGAGACAUGCUCGAGUUCAUCUGCGAGACAGAGCCUGGUUUUCCCGUAUGGGAUCUCGCCUGGGAAAGCUCACAGUACGGCACGAUCACGCCGGCGCCCACCACUUCCAACACGACCAACAGCGAACUGAAAAGUAUCAUGUCGUCUCUCAACGCCACCACCGAUGAGAAUGGAAAGAUAAUGACCUGUAUCGCUAGCUGCCCUGAUCCCGAGUGCUUAGAUAAGGUUGAGCGGAACUGCAGCCUCGGGCAAAUCGUCGUCGUCGACAAUCCCGUCGACGAGUAUUUCUUCGUUACCAACCCUUUGGUGUCGGUGACGAAGGGUGCAAAUGCUAGCAUCGAAUGCCAAACUACGCUACCCGGGACGGAGCUGCAGUGGUUUCUUCAUGAAACUGUGACAGAGAACUACGUCACUGAGACGACACCUACCGGGCAAUCGGCGACCAUCUACAUCACGGACGUUUCGAACAGAACCGUCGAAAACCCAUUCAUCUGUUCCCUAAGUAUUAAUGGAGCUAUCAUCUCAACGAGAAAAGCGUUGCUAACAUUCGAUCCCCCGCCGACCACGGACAUGCCGACUACGGUGAUGCAAACAACGAUGUCGACCAUGGGAGGGCCGACGGCGGCUUUAAAUGCGACAGAAUUUGCUCCAAUGAACGUAACAGCUACGCCUAGCAUGUUGGUGAAUACGACACUGAAUGCGACAAGCCAGCAAGGUAACAUGACAACGACUCCACCUUCAACCAAUGUGACGGCUACUCAAGCUGUUGGUAAUACGACGUUCGGAACGACUGCCGGUCCGACAAUGAAUGCUACGGCAGCAGCAAACACUACUCAACAAUUCACCACACAAGCGCCUUUGUUGCGGACGAACACAACCAGUCUGAACACAACUCAACAGCCACAGAAUACGACGCUGCCAUCCACAACGAUGCAGGAAGGCGCUAAUACGACGGCCGGAUCAGACAACACUACAGGAACCAUGCAGCCCGUUAACCCCACCAUCGUUCAACGCACUGUGUCAACGGUCCAAUGGUGGAAUCCACUGACAACUCUCUUCCCGCAACAAACCAUGUUCCCUCAACAACCUACGAAUGUGCAACCACGAGAUCCGUCAACAGCCGCGUCAACAGCCGCGUCAACAGCCGCGUCAACAGGCGCUCCGACAACGCCAGUUGCGUCAGGUCCGACUAGCGCCAUCGCCGCAUUCUUCACACUCCCAGUUAUCAUGGGAAUCGCCGCGGUCGGUGGUCUCCUCCUCAUCUUCAUCGUCGCGGCUAUCGUCUGCGUCCUGACGUCGAGGAAUCGACGCGGCGGUGGGCACGACGUCGAGGAACUAACCGAACUAUCCAAGCGAACCUCCAAACCGAUCCGACUUGAUCCGUUUGAGGUUCCCGCCAACAGGACAACCGCAUCCGAUCCGACUUUCGCUGCUUUCGGGAAGGGAACGUCAACGCAAGACCUUAUCAACAUUGGAGAUGAAAAUCCGUCUAAUGCGCAACAGAAUGGUAGCAACAACGUUGGGAGAGGUAACAAGAACAACGGAAACGCCGACACAAGGCCACUCACUGCCAAUGAUAUGCUCAGUAAUGGUCUCGAUAACCACGGAAUGUCCGAUUCAAUUCUCUAAUCGAACAAUGGCAAUAUUUCAAUUAAUUGUACUCUGCCUUAUUUCAAAAGAUGAAGAAUGUUAUCUGCUUCUUUUAGAAGAAAUGAGCUUCCAGUUCGAGACGUAUUAGUUUCCUGUGCACAGGGUGUUGCCCUGUGGUCUAAUUGUUUAUACCCCAGUCACAUUGACGAGACCGAUAUAGGAUCGAUAACAGAACGAACCAAAAUGCAUUACAUCAGCUCGCCAAUAAUAUCGAUCUAUUUGGAGUUAGUGUGGAGUAGGUUUUGCGCUGUGACUGAGUUGAUAUAUCCCAGUCACACUGCGAAGUCGACUCCUCACCUAAUCCAAACCGAUUCAUUCUUGGCCUUUCGGAGUAUUGAAGAAAACAAAAUCUGUCACUUGUCGUUCUGGUGUCGGUCCAGUUGGUAUGACUGGGGCAUUGAUUUAUCAUGCAACACAAUAUCAUUUAGUAUCAGUCGUAUGAUAUGACGAGUUUUGAAAAAAAUCAAGCCUUUCUUUAGAAAUAUCACCCAAUACAUUUGUGAGCAUUAUCAGAUCUUCCAUUUUCCUUUAAACUCUCACAGUAAUAAAUCAAUAUCUUUUAUUAUCAUCCGCUCAUCAUUAUCUAUACAGGGUAACCGAAUGCAGUAGAGAGUAUUGUAUACAAAAUGUAUUUUUUAUCAAAUUUCUAAGCUGCUCUUUUUAUAGUUAAUCAUUGAUUAGUUAGUCUAUAGAAGGUGUUUUGACAAAUUGUUCCUUUAAUUAACAAACGUUACACGUGGACAUGAUCAAUUUGUAUACAUCGUUGAUUAACGUUGUAAGUUAAUCAUCGUGAUUUUGAUGACUGAUAUCUCAUCACUGUAUAGUCAGAGAAGAAUUUGAUCAAAGAUGAGAUACUAGAUAGGUAAUUUGCAGUUGCGUAUCUAUAGCAUUGCUUCGAAUUCAUACCUUGCUCUAUAUCAUAUCGAAAAUCUAUUACUCUUGGCCUAUUUGAUACAAGGCGUUAACACAAAAGAACUGAUUCUAAUUGCCUAAGGAAUGGUACACAAAAUACGAUGUUUUUUGACAGACGAAUACAAGAAAGGUAUAGCUGUACCUCUUAAUUUUUGCUCCUUAAUGGGAGGAAACAGUUCCCUCAUUAAUGAUGGAUGUAAUAAGUCAUCUUAUUUUUCAUAACACAGCAAAGAACUUUCUUUUUAGGGGCAAGAUAUUACAUCCUCAAACAAUGACUCUUUUACUGCCAAAUGACGGGGAGGAAAUAGGCUUGAAUGGUUUCUUGGCAUGUUCGUCAUUGUGAUAAUGGAUCAGAACAUAUAUUGGAUUCCUUUAAAUCUCGAGGUUAGUUGCAAAACAUUAACUCAAUUUUGGAAGAAAAAACUCUUAUUGAUAGGUAUAUGCAAAACAGAUAGAUAAUCCUAUGUCCUGAUAUCAUGCAUUAAUGCCUUUGUCAUUGAUUGGUGAAAAGCAACAAUAUUUUUAACUUUUCAAGCAAAAGCUUUUUUCUUCCGAUGAGGCAUUUUCGCGACAUUUCAACGGGUGUCUCACCUGUUUCAUAACAGAAAUAUACUUGGAAAAAAAAGAGUCACGUUGUUAAAUCUUUUGCCUCCCCCUUCCUCUUACCCUUCAUCGUACCAACAGACAACUAUGUUUAUAAUCUUAAAUCGUAUCGUCAUCAUGACUUGACAUAGCACAAGGGGCCCGGAGGUAUAUUGCAUAACAUUUGCUAAAAUUCGUCAUGAGAUGGUCGCUAACUUCCUUCUGUUUUAGUUGCUAAAAAUGACUUAUGUGGUUUGGUUUGAGUGUUGUCUAACAGCUGUCACGUUCACCUUUCCACCUCUCCCCCAACUUCCCCUGUCUCUUUCUCUAUUUAUUUCUCUCCCUCUCUCUCUCUCUCUCUCUCUCUCUCUCUCUUUCUCUCGACCCCAUGAUUUCGACGGAUGACACACGCACACACAUACACGUUGUCAUAUUUUUGUGGGGAAAUUAAUCAAUUGGGUGUUUGUGUGAAUAUGUCAGUGUGUAACAUUCUUCUUUCAAACUCUUUUUUUUUCUUUUUUUCUUGCUCACACAAUAUUUAAAGGCUACCUUAUUUUUUGCCCAGGGUGGUUUCCCGACAAAGCAGUAGCCUGGAUGUAUCCAGGUCCCUAAACAAAAGAUGAUAUAGAUGAAACAUGAACAGCGAAUGAUGACAGAAUUAACCCCACAAAAUACAAACAGUUGAGCAGGCUUGACUUAUGUUUGACUCCUGAACUUUUGUAUUCUGACCAAAAAAAAGUUUUGUUAUUCAUACAUGUUUUCUACAUGUUCUUUGUGUGUGGGUAGUUAUUUCUGACUUUAGUCUAUUAGGAACAUUUAUAUGGUGACUUCAUCCAUUUGUUUAUUGUAAAUUUGAUAUAUUCAGAAGAUCAUAUUGUAAAUCUCAUCCUUACGCAAAAAAAUGAUCAAUAACAGACAUUUUACAUGUUAGUUAUCUAGGUCCUAUUUCAACAAAUUGUUCGCUUAAUUUCAUAACUUUUGCUUGAUGAUUAUUACAUCGACGACAUUGUCGUCAUCAUUGUUCGCUGAAUCACAUUUUGAUUAGAUGUUAUCAUUUGAGGGCAAUUUACAUUCGUUUUAUUUAUAUUUUAAUUCAAUUAAAUCAUUAGGUAUUUACCUAUCACUCACCAUGAUCAUCACCGAUAUACUGAUCAAUUUGAUAGAUUAUCGUGAUAAUUAUUAUUAUGACAUCACAAUACCAUCUUGUCCGUCAACGGUGCCACGAUGUUUCAUCUUCGUUUUACAUCCAACAACUCAUGCUUUCCUUUCCUAAAAUUCAUCAUUAUACAUAUACUCGCAUUUCAUUACUUUAAUAUGUUCAAUCCAUGAUUUUAAAUGUGUCUUUUUUAUUGAUAUUGUCGUUGAAGAUGAAUUCUUAAUUUGUAAUGGAUAAUGUAUGUUAUGAUAACGAUAAUGGCAUUGUAUAGCGCUCUUACGGUUGUUAUAUACCAAAACGCUUUGUUUUUAAUGUUCUAUCAUUUGCACAAUGAAAGAUACGUUAAGAAUUUGUUUAAUGUAUCUUUCAUGAUAACUGAAUGCGAUGUCGACAUUGCGUUCAGUAAUUAUGACUUUAUAUCGCAUGAGUUUGUAAAUAGCUUAAUCUAAAUUUAUCUUGCUAUACAAGCGUUGUAAAUAAGCAAAUUGUACUGUAUUUCGCAAAUUAUGAAUCGAGAUUUUGAUGUAAUAUUUUUCAUUGAUUAAAAUGUUGAUAUCGAUGUAUAAA